AUGGAUAGGUUGAAAACUGUGAGUAAUGGAGCUUGGGAAUACAUGAGUAAGUUUGAUCCUAAGGUAUGGUGUAGGGCAUUUUUCAGUCACUAUCCUAAGAACGUUGUUGUGACAAACAACAUGUGUGAGUCUUGGAAUGCAGUCAUUGUGGAGGCUAGGGAGAAACCAAUCCUGACACUGUGUGAGGAGCUACGGGUUCAUGUUAUGAACAAAAUGGCUAGACACAAGAGGAUCUUAGGGGCAUAUAAAGGAAAGCUGGCUCCAGUACAACAAAUGAAAUUGGACAAAUGGAUUAAGCCAGAAAGUCACAAGUGGAAUGCUCAAAGGUGUGGUGACAAUGACAGGAUUGUGUUUGAGGUAUCCAGGAAUACACAAAAACUGGAGGUUAACCUGAAAAAUCAAACCUGCACAUGUGUACCUUGUGUUCAUGCUGUUGCAGCUAUAUCUAGAGUGAGAGUAAAAGCAGCUGAAGACUUUGUGUCUCCAUUUCUCACUAUGGAGGCAAUAAGGAAGACAUAUGACAUCUGUAUCAACCCUGUACCCAGUGAGAAAUUUUGGGAACCCACUGAACAACUGAAGGCAGAUCCACAAAAAAUUGUGAGACCUGUUGGUAGACCAAUUAAGAGGAGAAAGAAAUCAGCUACCCCUCCAGCUCCAACUGAUGGCAGCAAGGUUAGAAGGACCUUCCAGGUUACCUGUAUCAAAUGCGGAGAGGCUGGCCACUACUUCAAAACAUGUAAGGGAGCACCUAAAAACCCUAACUGGCAACCAAAAAGGAGGAGAACUAACAAGGGUGGUACUUCUGGCCAAGCUCAGAACAAACCCAUGCAUCAGAGGCCGAACCCUACUUUAGAGGAAAUUAGGGCUAAGCUAAAGAAGCAUGAGAAAAAAAAUGCCUAA
This is a messenger RNA of Arachis stenosperma, 900 nucleotides long. RefSeq lists its product as uncharacterized. The coding region runs from base 1 to 900 and encodes 299 amino acids. The record is from RefSeq and is a predicted model, not a curated record. NCBI's taxonomy places the organism in Eukaryota, Viridiplantae, Streptophyta, Magnoliopsida, Fabales, Fabaceae. The transcript is spliced from 4 exons. Gene Ontology annotation, molecular function: zinc ion binding; nucleic acid binding.